Messenger RNA from Mangifera indica (mango), 489 nucleotides. Its product is annotated as 60S acidic ribosomal protein P1-like. NCBI's taxonomy places the organism in Eukaryota, Viridiplantae, Streptophyta, Magnoliopsida, Sapindales, Anacardiaceae. Gene Ontology annotation, cellular component: ribosome; cytosolic large ribosomal subunit. The transcript is spliced from 4 exons. Gene Ontology annotation, molecular function: structural constituent of ribosome; ribonucleoprotein complex binding; protein kinase activator activity. Bases 67 to 405 code for a protein of 112 amino acids. The record is from RefSeq and is a predicted model, not a curated record. Gene Ontology annotation, biological process: cytoplasmic translation; translational elongation.
GGUUAAGCAACCAGUUGCAGAAGAAAAGAGGCAUUUCCAGAUUAUCAGUGAAGUGAAGGCAAAACGAUGUCGCUUGGAGAGAUUGCUUGCAGCUAUGCUUGUAUGAUCCUCCAUGAUGAUGGUAUCGCCAUCACUGCGGAGAAGAUUGCCCAAUUGGUGAGGGCAUCAAAUUUAACUGUUGAAUCCUACUGGCCUAGCUUGUUUGCUAAGCUUGCAGAGAAACGAAACCUUGAUGACCUUAUUAUGAAUGUGGGCGCUGGCGGCGGUGCCGCUGCUUCUCCAGCUGCUGUUUCUGCCCCUUCUGGAGGUGCUGGCGGAGCUGGUGCUGCCCCUCCACCGGAGGAGAAGAAGGAAGAACCCAAGGAAGAGAGUGACGAUGGUAUGGGAUUUAGCUUGUUUGAUUAGAGGAAAUCUUAAAGUGUAUUUUUCCUUUGGACAGUAUAUUGAUUUCAAGUUCUGGAAGUUGAAUAUAUAUACAAUUUUUCUGUA